UCUGCUUUCUGGCAAACGGUCACACACUAGCUGGCGAGUCUGACGAGUUUUGUUAUUGGCGGAGAAAAAAUUACGGUGUUUUAUAAAUUCUCAGUUAAGCCGAUUUCUCACCCCUCAUACAUAUUAUAUAUAUAUUCCUUGACCGAUUUGCGAUCGAAAUUUUGAUCGAAGAUCGUCCGAAAGUCGAGCGGCCGUGCGUAUUUUUUUCUGUUUUUGCCCCUCGUGCAACAUCAGUGAACUAGCGGCCCACCAAAAAAAAAAAGAAGAAAAGUGAAAUUGCCUUUUGCGGCAAAUAAGUAGAAAAAAAAGAAUACAACAAAUUAAGUACACGGCAACGAAAAUUGUUGUUUACAAUAAGUUUACAAGCCAACGGGCGUCGCUCUGUGUGCGUGUGCGUGCGUGUGUAGUUGUUGCGCCAAAAAUUCCAAUCGGAAUUCUGGAACAGCUGGCCACAACAACAAAACGCGGCCAAGACAAGAACAAUUUAGCUGCUAAAAAAUGGGCGACUUCGAUCUGAAUGUGGACAGUUUGAUUCAGCGGCUGCUGGAGAACUUCAAAAAACAAAAAGAGGCCGAAGAGCACGCCCAGAAGCUGCUAAUCGCUCAACAAUUGGCCGCCGCUGGCGGAGCGGCUGCUGCCGUGGCCACCGCUUCAGCUGCGGCUGCUGCUGCCGCCGUUUCCGCCUCAUCGCCCACAUCCAGCAGCAGUUAUUCGGCGGUAGCGGCCUCCUUUGGAUCCGGAUACGGAUCUGGGGCUGGUGGCGGACCAGGAUCCAGUCACGAUCCACUCGACGAGCUCACCGAACAGCAGCGACGUUUGCUGCAGCAAUACUCGAUAUCACCGCCCAGCGAGACAAUGAUAUCGGCCGACGGCGACCAGAUCACCGUCCAUCAUCCGCGCGAGGAGCCCAAGAAAUCCAGAUUGAAAUUGCGCGACUUUUUCGUCGCCGAGUUUGUGCGCAGCUGCCGAACAGGCAAACAGGUCCAGAUGACCGAGGCGGAGGUGCGUGGCUUGUGCCUCAAGUCACGCGAGAUCUUCUUGCAACAGCCCAUACUGCUGGAGCUAGAGGCACCGCUGAUCAUCUGCGGCGAUAUACACGGCCAGUACACAGACCUGUUGCGGCUAUUCGAGUACGGCGGCUUCCCACCGGCUGCCAAUUACUUGUUCCUCGGCGACUAUGUCGAUCGGGGCAAGCAGUCCCUGGAGACCAUUUGCCUGCUGCUGGCCUACAAGAUCAAAUAUCCGGAGAACUUCUUCUUGUUGCGUGGAAAUCACGAGUGCGCCAGUAUUAAUAGGAUUUAUGGCUUCUACGAUGAGUGCAAGCGUCGAUACAAUGUCAAACUCUGGAAGACCUUCACAGAUUGCUUCAACUGUCUGCCCGUGGCCGCUAUCAUUGACGAGAAGAUCUUCUGCUGUCAUGGCGGUCUCAGUCCUGAUCUGCAGGGCAUGGAGCAGAUUCGUCGCCUGAUGCGGCCCACAGAUGUCCCGGACACUGGGCUGCUGUGCGAUCUUCUGUGGAGCGAUCCCGACAAGGAUGUCCAGGGCUGGGGCGAAAACGAUCGCGGUGUGAGCUUCACAUUCGGCGUGGAUGUGGUCUCCAAGUUCUUGAACAGGCACGAGCUGGACUUGAUAUGCCGUGCGCAUCAGGUUGUGGAGGAUGGUUAUGAGUUCUUUGCGCGUCGGCAGCUGGUGACCUUGUUCUCGGCGCCCAACUACUGCGGGGAAUUCGACAAUGCCGGCGGGAUGAUGACGGUGGACGACACGCUGAUGUGCUCAUUCCAGAUCCUGAAACCAUCCGAGAAGAAGGCCAAGUAUCUGUACAGCGGAAUGAACUCGUCGCGACCCACAACACCGCAGCGCAGCGCCCCAAUGCUGGCGACCAACAAGAAGAAAUAAUAUAUCCAUCCGCUUCCAUUUCCUUAAAGGUUCAACAAACAACAGAAAUAAACUUUUACAUAGAUACACACAUAUAUAUACAUAUAAAUAUAAAACAAAAACGUUUAGGCAAAAGUGAAAGAUAGUAGAAAAAAAAAUAACAAAAAAACAAAAAAGAAAGGCAAAUAAUAAAAGAUAAAUGAUAAAUAAUAAUAGAAAGGCAGCGAGCAAGAUCGAAGUGCAUAAAGAUAAAGAUCUAUGUGUAUCCGUCAUUAACUGUAAACAUAUAGUGCAUGCGUUAUAAUGGGGCGUGGCCUAUAUCUGUCUCUCUCUGUGUGUGUGUGUCCAACUUGAUUAACUUAUCCUUGUACCUGCUAGUUGCAGCAGCAGCAGCCACACAGAGGCCUAAGUCGUCGAUUCCUGCAUUUCAAGAUUAACUCUGUUGAAUGGAACGUCGCCCGCGACCGUGCACGCCCCUAAAUAGCAGGCACCAUCCCCCCCAAAAAAAAUAAAAGAAAAGAACUCCUCCUAACAUGCAGAUAAACAAAUAAAUUAAACAAAAGUACAGCGAUGUUAAGCAAUGAAUUUAUAUAUAGGCUUAUUAAUGUAAACUAUAUACGAUAUACUUAUAUAUUCAUAACUACAAGAGAGAAACGAAAACGAAAACGGAAACGGAAAAGAACCCGAAAAACCUAAAACAGAAGAAGGAAAAAGCAAAGUACAGUAAGGCCCACUGUGGUACGAAUUGCGUAAACUAGCUAUCACUUGACUUUUCCUUUUUGGCCCUGCGCGCCGAGCUUACAAAAUUCGCAGUAAAUUGUUCGACUUUUUCUUUUUUUUUUUUGGUUCUCUUCUAUCCUAUCAACUAUAAGUGCGCAUUACAAAUUUGUCUAACAAAGAAGAAAAUGGAAAACUCUAAGAAAAUCAAAAUGUUAAAAUUAAUGCAAAAACGAAACGAAAAAAAACCUAUGUAUUAAGGCUUAAAAACAGUUCAACUCUGUGUGUGUAUUUUAUUUAUUAUUUAUCUAUAAAUAUAAAUAUAUAUAUAUAUAUGUAUGUAUGUUCUUUUUGUCAUUGUUUAAUUAAUUUAUUGCUUACUUUGUAUUUAUAAAUCGAAAAACUAUUGAUUAACCCCUAACAUCUACCUUCUUUUUUUUUUUAUUCGUUGUCAUUAACUCUGUUUAAGUGGCAAACAAUUAUUAUUACUGUUAACGUGUUGAUGGGCAUUUAACAUACAAACUUUAACUAGAGACAAACUCUUACCUAACUUUAACUUGCCUCACACACACACACACACCUACACACACACACACACAAAUAUGAGAAAUAAUAAUAAAAACAAAAAUAAAUAUUUAAAUUUAACGAAUUUUUGAAAGCAUUACUUCGAGUACUUGAAACACCAAUUUUUGUGCAUAUUUAAUUUACGAUUAAGAACUCAUUCGAGUAUGUAGAAAAGGCGAGAAGUGUGUAUGAGAAAUUAUAUAUAUAUAUAUAUGAGAAUAUAUAUAAGUAUAUAGAGGAGGAGCGGAGGAAGAGAGAAAACUAAUUUUUUCAUCGUCGUAACUUAUUAGAUUAUAGUGCCUUUUUUGCCUCCCAAAAAUAAAGUAAAAUAAAAAGAAAAACAGAAAAACAGAAAAAUCCACAAAGAAAGUGUGUAAACUAAUGGUUUAUAUAUAUACAGAUCAUAUAAAUAUAUACAUAUACGGCUAGCGAAAGCUAAUUAGAAAGAAAGUACAGCGUUUAUUUUGUAACAAUUGAAGAAGAAGAACCAUAGUUGAUCUAAAAGAGUAUUAUUAAUGAUUUUAAACGAAAAACUAAACUGUCUUAAAAUCUGCAUUAAAAAUUAACACAAAACUAUCGA
This is a messenger RNA of Drosophila eugracilis, 3736 nucleotides long. It is a transcript of the gene flw, whose product is annotated as serine/threonine-protein phosphatase beta isoform. Gene Ontology annotation, molecular function: protein serine/threonine phosphatase activity. The record is from RefSeq and is a predicted model, not a curated record. Bases 499 to 1896 code for a protein of 465 amino acids. Gene Ontology annotation, cellular component: cytoplasm; nucleus. The transcript is spliced from 6 exons. Lineage: Eukaryota; Metazoa; Arthropoda; Insecta; Diptera; Drosophilidae.